ACUUCUCCGCGCGAGCUUGAUCGAAAUCCUGUGGGUUUAGCUCUUAGGAGUCUGAAAUAGGCAUGGAAUGCCCAAAGAUGGUAAAGUCGCAUUGUAGAUGUAUCGAUACCAACAAGCUCUUUUGUCCUCAUACAGAUGAGAUCUAAUUUGACAAAAUGAAACUGCAACCUUGAUGCAGGUGGUAGAUACUGGCCUUGCUGCACAGGUCCAGGUAGGACUAGGCAGCCUAAUUUUCACCAAAAAGAAAGUGGCUGAUGAGUCAUGGACUUCCAUGAGGAGCUUGGUCAGAAGGCUGUACAAAUAUUAUGGUCAAAUUCGAGGUGUUUCUAGCUGUUGAUAACCACUUUUAACCUUUAUCCAUUAAUGGGUAAAAGCCACAUCGGAGAUUUUUUGAAUACUGUCUACCAACAUCCAAAGCUAGUUCGCAACUCUACAUCGUACCACCAAGUAAAUUUAAGCUCGCUUUUAAUAUCUUGACUUCCAGCACAAUCAUGCCUCCAAAGAAAGUGGUCUCUAAACCCGACAACAACACGCUUGUGAGGACCGCAGUUGCCAAUCAAAUCAAUCUCGCUGAGGAGUUUAAGCAAAUAUGGAAUAAACUUGAUCAUGAUCGCUUCAUUGAAGAUAUGGGCGUUGGCAACAGAAAUGCAGCUUUUAAGAGGUUUAAGAGAUGGGCAGCCGGAAUCGUCAAGUCAAGUGUUAAAUCGCACGAAGAUGAUACAGAUGCUACCGAUACUGAGCACAAAACCGAACCGACUGGGAAGGCUGUGAAGAAGGUCUCCGGACCACCAACGAAGAGAGAGAUCAGAAGAGAAGAAAGCGUCCCCGAAUCAACAAAGAAAGUUGCAGGAAAGAAAAAAGCUAUUGGCAAGAGAAAGAAGAUAGAUGAUGAAGGCUUUACUGACGAAUGUACAGGAAAAGCAACAGUCUCCGCUGACAUGGGCAACGACUCUUUCUAAGGAAUCCGAGGAAGGUUAUUGAGGUCGAGAAGCAGUGGAGCAUGGGCGAUGAAACGUAAAUGGACGAGUUGGCAUUGUAAGAAAUUAUUGGCGUUUCAAUCCAUAGUCAUGUUGUGAAUGCGGAAAGGAAGGCGCAGGAUGAUUGGGAAAAGUUGAUGUAUGUUGCGCUUGGGUGAAAUGGAUUUAGGAAAUGGCAUUGAGUUUGCACCUGGAUCUCGGUGUGAGUGAUGGGAUCAGUCUGACAUCAAAUGAGAUGUUUCACACAAUUCUGUGCUAGUACUACGUCCCAGAGGCUGAAUUGCAUCGUGUAAUAGGAGGUUGAUGACCUACCACUGCCAUCAAUGUCAUGGACUUGAGGCGAAAUAAUUUCCUGAUAUUAAAGGCAAUACUUCAUUGUGGACUCAAAGAAUGUAUUGAGGAUCAGCUCGCGUUUGCGGUUAUACAGAAUAUCCCAUGCUCUCUUCAAUCAAGGUGAUAAACAGAUAACUAUCAGUUUCAACAAAGAC
This is a messenger RNA of Sclerotinia trifoliorum, 1465 nucleotides long. The record is from the annotation of a GenBank genome assembly. NCBI's taxonomy places the organism in Eukaryota, Fungi, Ascomycota, Leotiomycetes, Helotiales, Sclerotiniaceae.